Molecule: messenger RNA, 807 nt
Organism: Tetranychus urticae (two-spotted spider mite)
Lineage: Eukaryota; Metazoa; Arthropoda; Arachnida; Trombidiformes; Tetranychidae
Product: trypsin-1-like
Biological process (GO): proteolysis
Molecular function (GO): serine-type endopeptidase activity
Source: RefSeq, a predicted model, not a curated record
AUUCAAAUGUAUCCAUUUUUUGAAUGGUAGCAAAAUUUAUGAAUUAUAAAUCAGUGGAACUGAUUGAUUUAAUGAAAUAGCAAAGACAAUGGGAUAAUUGGCUCGGUCAUCAUUAAACACAAUUUGUUUUUAUGCCAUAUUUAUUAUAUCGAUGAGCUAUCUCUCAACCCUAUAGAUUGUGAAUAAUAAAAUUACCAAAAAUUUCAACAACAGUUAUAAAGUCAAUGUUUACCUUGAAAUCAAUGUCAACAUUUUCCCUUUUUGUUAUGUUCACCAUUACGUUGAACAUUUUUGAUACGAUUUUGGUCUCUGGACAGUUCCGCGGUCAAUUGACUGACAUUUCAGCACCUGAUUGUAUCCAAUCAAAUGGUCGACGAGGUAAAUGUUAUCGCCAGGAAGAGUGUGGACAAUUUUACCGUAAUAAGGUCAGCUUUGAUGUUUGUGAGUUAUCUACGCAAUAUUUGACAGUUUGUUGUGAUGAGUUGCCAUCAUCGAGGUAUAAUGUUUUUCGAGCAGACAAUAGUUGGCUUGGAGAUGGGCCAUUUGCAACUGACUUUGAGUGUGGAAUCAGAAUUGCCAAUAGAGAUAUCUUGGAUGUUAUAAAUGCUCCAGGAGACCCUAACGAUCAGGGGCAAUUGCUUAUUCAAGCUUUGACUUAUUUGGCUGCACGAGAUGGUACUCAUCCAUGGAUGGCUGCUCUUUGGUAUAAAAACAGGCCAAUUUGUGGAGCAACAAUAAUCAAUCGACGAUCUGCUUUAACAUCAGCUCAUUGUUUCACAUUCUCCAGGUAAAUAUCCCAAGUUUUUA